GCAACAGACACAGAGAGUGCACGAGUUUCAGCGCACGUUGAAUUCCUCAUUAGAACACGAAGACAGCAACGAAACUGAUAAAUGGGAAUUUUAUGAAGAUGAUGAAAAUUCGAUGUUGGACAAGAUUUAACUCUGCUUUUGACGCCAUCUAAUUACCCACCUAAAUUAUUUAAUAAACAAAAUGGAACAACCUGAAAUAAACAAGAUAAAAUAUACUUUGCCACAUAAAUCUAUUCGUUCUACAAAACCACCCGUUGAUGUUAGAGUUCCGCUUGACGCAUAUUGGAAAUAUACUCAGAGAAACAAUCAAGAUGUCAAUGAUAAAAACAGCAGACGAAGUCAUCCGAAUUCUAUGACAGAACCAACGGCGAGCUACUAUUCCUCCACAAAUUCUUACAAGACUCCUAAAUCUCAUCAUCUGUAUCCGAUUCAUCCGAAAUAUUUGUCAGCUCUUCACACGAAAACGCUACAGCAAUAUCAAGAAGCUACUAUGAAAACUGGUAGAAGUAAAGAUUACAGCGUUACAAACAAAGAUCGGUGUAAAACCGAACAGGAGGAGGAUAACAACGUAGGAUAUACGGACGAAGAACUAGGAAAUUUCACAGAAGAUAAUUUAGAAAAUGAUGUCGAAGAGAGGGAAGCAGAAAACAAUCGAGAUAGGAUAAGCGAGUGUCUCGAUAAGGAGUAUGAUGAACAGGAAGUGGACGACGAGAUAGACGAAGAGUCCGAUGCACCUGCCGAAACACACAUGAUGCAAGAACAAAGUGCAGCCAAAAAAGACGCAUUGCUACGAGCGCAGCAACGAUUGCGUGCGAUUAACCAGCAAGAUCCGCACAGAAUUCGUUAUUCUCAACACUCACCACAACUGUAUCAAGCUCGUCCUCUAGCGACAAGAUACUACAGCAAUAUACCUGAUCAUGACAUCUACGAAGUAUUGUCGGACGAAGAUCUGUACACAGUUCAGGCAUCGAAAAAUCCUCCACGCAGAUCGUCAACGCGCUAUCCUCAAAAUUGGAUUCCGCAGAGAAGUUCGAACGAUCGAUACAACACAACAAUCUCGCCGACCCAGCUGAAUCGUCGACCGCGACCAAGACCGGAAAUCAAGUCCUUCAUCGAAGCAGAAUUUGUCGACAGAAGAAAGUGCAGCCGUUGCGGUAAUAUCUCAAUUAGGAAAUUGCCACCUUUGCAAACGAACAAAUACAAAUUUCAGGACAGUCCCAUUUUUCCGGCUAAAGAAUAUUUCGGAAACGACGCCGAGAUUCUUGACCAACCGUUGUGCGGAUAUUGCAAGCCAAAACAUCACGUUGUAGAAAACACGAGACAUUUGACAUGCGAGAUUCCGUCAUCGGUUCCGCACUCGAUGAAAUUGCGACGUUCCAGGGAUGCUACUAAUACACCAAUACGUGAAACAUUAGAGGGAAAACACGCAAUGAACGAAUUAUCGCAUGAAUACGCGCGAAUUCCAUCGAAAUGUACCAAAGAUACUCUAAAUAGUUCACGUGACAGGAUCAGACACUCAACCAGAACGUCCGCUCGUUAUGAUCUUUAAAUAUUUUUUUUCAAAUUUUAUAAGUUUGCGUGGAAAAUGAUAAAAACAAGUCGGUGUCUUACAGACACAUUACAUUGUUCUUCUCGACAAAAUCUUUAUUUUCUAUAAAAUGUAAGAAAAUAACGACUUUCAGAAAUUAACUCUUUGAAUAAUGUUUAGAAGUAACCUGUGUAUGUUAAAUAAUAUCUAUAUAUAUACAUAUAAUGUCUCAUCGUUAAUUGAAGAGAAUGUAAGUAUAGCUUACUGCGUUUUUUUACGAGAGACAAAAUACAAGCAAAGGAAACUUCUAAAAUAUUAACACUGCAUCUUUACAAGACUCGAUCUUUUAUUAAAUUGUAGUGAUAUAUUCUAAAAGACACAGAUACACGCACACAAACACACAAAGCCCUUGAAGAAAGAUCUAAAGAAACAAAGAUAUUGCAAAAAACAAAUUAUACAAUAGAUAGAAGAUGUCAUUGCACCUUGCUACAAUCACACAGAUGCGAUCUACACUAAUAUAUUUCUAUCUCUACAUUAUGCAAUUUUCUUUUCACCAGUUGUGCAAUAUAUAUUUUUGUAACUGUCUUUCGAAUCGUGUAGAUGUACUUUGUGUGUAACGUGAUAAGAAAAUUAUGCCAUAAAAUCAAAAAACAUUUAGUUUCACACUGUACAUACAAGUCAAAACAAUCAACCGUUAAAAAAAAAAAACCGAUACAGAAGCGAUUUAACAUUUCCUCUUUUCCACAUGUAAUUCUCUAAAGAGAUAUAAAAAUGAACAUCACUUUUACAUCUUUUGGCACUGGAGCUCCAAAUCUCUCAAUUGUAAAUACGUGAUAUUAUUAUAUAAUUUAAUUAUAAAAACUAUAGACGUACGUGUACAUGUUAAACGGAGAAUAAAGCUCUUAAUCUGUACAUUGAAUAUAAAUGGUCUCUGUUGGAGUUCUUAAAUUCAACAUCCGUACCUAAAUCAAUGCCCGUA
Molecule: messenger RNA, 2507 nt
Organism: Pseudomyrmex gracilis
Lineage: Eukaryota; Metazoa; Arthropoda; Insecta; Hymenoptera; Formicidae
Exons: 6
Coding region: 182-1549 (455 amino acids)
Source: RefSeq, a predicted model, not a curated record